Messenger RNA from Gossypium raimondii (Peruvian cotton), 537 nucleotides. RefSeq lists its product as uncharacterized. The transcript has a single exon. The record is from RefSeq and is a predicted model, not a curated record. Gene Ontology annotation, molecular function: nucleic acid binding; zinc ion binding. NCBI's taxonomy places the organism in Eukaryota, Viridiplantae, Streptophyta, Magnoliopsida, Malvales, Malvaceae. The coding region runs from base 1 to 537 and encodes 178 amino acids.
AUGUGCAAACGAUUUGAAGAAGGGUUGAAUGAAGAGAUUAAGCUACUGAUCGGAAUUCUUGAAAUCCGAGAGUUUGCUACCCUUGCAGAGCGAGCUUAUAAAGCAGAAAAACUGAGCAAAGAAAAGAAACAAGCUGAAAGAGAAGCUCGGGUUUUCAGUAAAAGAUCGAUGGAAAAAUCUCAGUUUUCUGCUUCAAAGAAAUUGAAGAAAUACCAGGAUCGUUUUACCUCAACUACUGGGUAUUCGGGUAGAAAGCGAGGUUUUCAACGUACUAAUCCAAGACCUUCCACUCUAUCAGUGACCAGUGUUGGCAGUGUUGGCACCCCUAAGCUGAGAUGCCAAUACUGUAAUAAAACUCACUUUGGUGAAUGUCGAUUAAAGAGCGGGGCUUGUUACCGAUGUGGUUCUUUUGAUCAUUUCCUCAAAGAUUGUCCAGAAAUGGGUGAAAAAGAAGCUGAACAGACAUCGAGGCUGAGUAAUCUAGUUUCGAGGGGUAGGCCACCUCGACCAUCUGGUGAUGUCGGUGGUAGUCGAUGA